This is a messenger RNA of Apiotrichum porosum, 987 nucleotides long. RefSeq lists its product as uncharacterized. Lineage: Eukaryota; Fungi; Basidiomycota; Tremellomycetes; Trichosporonales; Trichosporonaceae. Bases 1 to 987 code for a protein of 328 amino acids. The record is from RefSeq and is a predicted model, not a curated record. The transcript has 3 exons.
AUGGCCACCAGGUCCGUCACCGCCAACUCAAGCGCCGAAGCCCCAUGGGAUCUCCAGCGUCUUCGUCAUGUUCAAGAUAUCAUUCCAGCGGCAAACUACGAGCUCGCGGGCGAGCUUACUAUCAUCUUCAAUGUCACUGAAUACGCCGUCCACUUCAUCAACUUGUUCCUCCUCCACCAUGCAGCCUACACUUUAAACGACGAGACACAGACGUUCCCUUACCCCUCGCGUGCGACCCUCUCGGGCUGGCUUAGGUCACUUCAAUACACGGCCGUGACGAUCACGUCGUGCAGCGGCUUCCGCCACUUUGUCGAGAUAAUCACCAAGGCUGUCCAGGCGGUCGCGCCGACCUAUUUGCAGUCUGUCCGACUGCAGUUCACCGUGAGCUUCUUCAAGGAAGUGAUUGGGGCACGUCAAGCCGCCUCCCGCGGCCUUACAACGGCCGCCAAGUACAAGCUCUUCGUCGCCGACGUCGAGGGUCUGGUGGCGCUGCCUAUGCGAGUGGAGGUCCUGAGCCUCACGUACACGGACGACCACAGAAGCAACAGCGAGGGAAUUUUGCUCCCUUCCUUCAACGUAUGGUCGCCAAAUGGGGUCCGUAUCUACGCCAUCUCGAACACUGUGGCACUUCGUCCUGUCCCAAUGUUCGCCAAAGAAGAUGAAUUCACGUUGACCCUCGAGUGGGACCGGCUUGAGGAUUUCGCCAUCGAGGAGCUCGACGACGUUAAGGCUAAUUGCCGUGCCCCCCACGACGAGGGGCUCGUCGACGCUAUCAACGAAGCUGCAAGCCAACCCCAGACCCUGCGCGAAAUGGUCAUCUUCAACAAUGUCCAUCACGACGCGCGUGUCGCAAGUUCCACUGGCCAGGCCGAAAAUGUCUUCACGCGGAGCAACAACACUGUUCCCCACUCGUGCGCCAGUGUAUACAGCGGCGUAAAGCACAUAUUCAACCCAGCCAUCCUCACUGCCGACGAGCUGAGUGUUUGA